GACAUCUGGCAGGAGCAAAGCGCUGGCUCACUUUUUGGUCAUGAUUUUAAGAUAUUCCAGAGCGUUUUGAGCAGCACUAGCUUGAGCAUCUUUACUAGUAACACCACAACCAUAGCAAACUGCCACUGGCAAGAGUUCCUUUUCUGUAAGACAUUGAUACACAUAAGAAUUAUGGCUGGAGUAAAAUCUGCUAAAAUUGCUUUACGUAAAAAAAUGAAAGACAUCAUUGCACAACUUAGUAUUGAAGAAAAACAAAGACAAUCAAGAAUAGUAUUUGAGAAGCUAUGUUCUCUACCACAGUUUCAAGAAAGCAAAAGAAUUUCUUUAUAUCUAAGUACAAAAGAUGAAAUUGAUACAAUUCAAAUAUUAAAAUAUAUACUUGACAAAAAAAAAGAAGUGUUUGUUCCUAGAUAUAAAGGAAAAGAAAUGGAAAUGAUCAAAGUACUUUCAAUGCAAGAUUAUGAAACACUACCAUUAACAAAGUGGAAUAUUAAACAACCAAAUGUCAAUGAACUUAGGGAAAAUGCAUUAGAAACGGGAAAACGUUUGGGACAUGGGAUGGGUUAUUAUGACAAAUUUUUGGAUUUAUGUAUAAAAACACAACAAAAAAAACCACAUUUAAUUGCAGUGGCAUUUAAUGAACAAUUAUGGGAAGAUAUUCCUACAUCUGAAAAUGAUGUGAUUUUGGAUCUUGUACUUACAGAAAAAUAAUUUAUCAUGAAAAAAUUUGUUUUUUAUUAAUAUUUUUAACUUAAAUAUAUUUUUUAAUAAAUAAUUUAAAUAUAAAAAUACAUUAAUUAAUGAUCUGUAUAUGAUGAAAUUUAAUACAAAAAAAUGAAUAACUUACCACUGAUAGACCUUUCUUCA
Heterotrigona itama is the source of this 867-nucleotide messenger RNA. The record is from the annotation of a GenBank genome assembly. Lineage: Eukaryota; Metazoa; Arthropoda; Insecta; Hymenoptera; Apidae.